AUGCAGUACCUACCACUUUGCUUCGCCAUCUCUUCUUUAGCCUCAUAUACGACAGCUGUGUCUUCGCAGUCUGCGUCCUCACCAGGCUCAGCUUCACAGCUCGUAAAUAGUGACUAUCACGCUGACGCAGGCGUCUUGAAAUAUGUCAACCCUCUCGUGGGCACCCGGGGCUAUGAUCCCAACGAUCUUGGUGGCAUGAUCCCCUCUGUGUCUCCGCCAUUUGGCAUGACGCGAUGGACUCCGCAGACGCGUGAAAACUUCAUCUCCCAGGUCCCCUACAAUGACCGCGACCGCCGCAUGCACGGCUUUCAAGCAACUCACCAGCCUGCCAUCUGGAUAGGCGAAAACGGCCACGUAGCACUGAUUCCAGGCCUUGGCGAUGAGAUCCGCCACCAAUUCCAGCAUCGAGGGCUGGCAUUCAGAAAGGAAGAUGAGAGGAGCACGCCUUACGUGUACGAAGUGACGCUUGAUGCAGACUCGGUGGGCGAAUUCGGAUGGAAUCUUACCGAACAAGCGACAUCAGAGCUUCUCGGAGAUGCCUGUCCCCCAUGUCCAGGAGGCGCCAAUUUUAUCCCAAAUAGAGACGUGAUAGAGGGUGCCAAUGGUCGCGUGAGAAGACGGGAUUACGUCUUUGAGCCAGAGCACCAAUAUACCGUGCAAAGCCCAUCUGCAAAUGCUUCAGAUUACCUUGCCGGAGCUCCGUAUGAAAACUCGAUACAAGUAGCCAUGAGUGCAUCAGCCCAUGUUGGCCAUCUUCGCGUUGAUUUCCAAGAUACCCAGUCACGACAGCCUUAUUUUGUUAUACAGGCCAGCCGACUCAACUGGACAGGCCAUGUCGAAAUUGAUCCUGAGACUCAAGAGGUAUCGGGAAGUAAUAGCCAGCGACAAGAAUACUUGCUAGGCCCCGACAAGCCGGAAUCGUUUAGACUCUACUUUGUUUCACGCUUUUCUGCCCCAUUUGCCUCUUACGGAGUUAGCCGUGCUAGCAAGUUGUAUAAAGAGCAAAAAUACAUCCAAGACAAGUUUGUCGGUGCAUAUGUCACUUUCGAUGAGUCGGUUCAGAGAGUCGAGGUGAGGACUGGAGUCUCGUAUGUAAGCGUGGAGCAAGCUAGAAGGAAUCUGGAUAUCGACAUACCAGAUGGGACGACGUUUGAAACGACUGUCGAUAACGUCAAGUCGGCCUGGCUAGAAAGACUUGGCCGCAUUAAAAUCUCUGGAGUCAACGAGACCGGCGCAGACCACGACCCCCAAACUAUCUUCUACACAGGUUUAUUUCACGCUCUUCAGUAUCCGAGCGACUAUUCCGAGCCUACCACUUCAUCUGAGGGUGGUCUGCGCCGCUUCUAUAGUGGCUACACAGACAGCGUUCAUGAAGCGAAUGAUUCAUAUUACCAGUCGUGGUCGAUCUGGGACACAUACAGGGCAGAGCACUCUCUGCUUACCAUCUUUGCUCCUGAGCGAGUCGAUUCUAUGAUACGCUCUCUUCUACGAAUAUUUGACUGGUCUGGCCGGCUGCCUCUUUGGAACAAUAUGAUUGAAAAUAACGAAAUGAUCGCAACGCAUGUCGACGCUGUGAUUGCAAAUGCAUUAAUUAGAGGCUUCGACGAUUUCGAUAUCCAAAAGGCGUGGUCUGCCGUCCAUAAAGACGCCUAUGUACCCCCGGAGAAUGACACCGACUUGCUCUAUUACUCUAGAGAACCAAGCACUCCCUACGAAUGUCGAGCCGGGCUAACGAGCUACCUCGAGCACGGAUGGGUUGACAAUGAUCGCUGGGCCGAGUCUGCUAGCCGCACGCUCGACUAUGCUUUUGAUGACUAUGCUGCCGCCGUGGUUGCUGAACAUGCCGCGCAUUACGAUUAUGCGGAGGAGCUACGACAACGGUCACAAAAUUACAGGAAGCUCUGGAACCCAGAAACCGAGUUCAUGCAGGCUCGCAACGCAAACGGUACAUGGGCAGAUGAAUCUUGGGGCUGGACCGAGGGCGACAAAUGGAUUUACACGCUAAACGUGAUGCACGAUGUCGGCGGCCUUGCUUCAUUGUUCAAAGGCGGCAAGAAAGCCAUGAAGGCUCGCAUGGAUGAAUAUUUCGCGGGUGGUCAUAACAUGCACAGUAACGAGCCGUCGCAUCACGCUCCUUAUUUGUAUUCUGCAAUCGGGUAUCCUGCUGAUGCAGCAAGACAAAUCCGUGAGCUUGCGUGGGAGAACUAUAACGCAACGGCUUCGGGGCUUAGCGGCAACGAAGAUUUGGGGCAAAUGAGCGCAUGGUACGUCUUGUCGGCGCUGGGGUUCUACCCUGUCAACCCAGCGAGCGACGAGUAUGUUGUAGCAACACCAUUCUUUGACGAGGUGCAAAUUCUACUGCCUCCUGGGCCGGGAGAUGACGGAAAGGAGCAUACGCUGGUGAUUUCGGCACCUGGAGCGGGCUCUGAGGGGAAAGCGUUUGUGAAGAGUUUGAAGAUUGAUGGGCAAGACAUCAAUAAGCCGCUACUGAAGCAUAAGCAGAUUGUGAAGGCGAAGAAGAUUGAGUUUGAGAUGAGCAGUGAGCCAACAGACUGGGGACGAGAGGGGACGGUGUAG
Messenger RNA from Trichoderma asperellum CBS 433.97, 2577 nucleotides. RefSeq lists its product as uncharacterized. Gene Ontology annotation, molecular function: peptide-N4-(N-acetyl-beta-glucosaminyl)asparagine amidase activity; carbohydrate binding. Gene Ontology annotation, biological process: glycoprotein catabolic process; carbohydrate metabolic process; protein quality control for misfolded or incompletely synthesized proteins. Lineage: Eukaryota; Fungi; Ascomycota; Sordariomycetes; Hypocreales; Hypocreaceae. Gene Ontology annotation, cellular component: nucleus; cytosol. The record is from RefSeq and is a predicted model, not a curated record.